AUGAAAUAUGAGCAAAUAGCAGAAUUGCUGAAUGGCAUUGUCGAGAGAUUUGACUGGGAUAAAAUAAUGGAAGAUGAUAAAAUUAUUGGACUGAAACGUGUUUAUAACGGUUUACAACAACAUGGGAUGGUCCGGAGGAAGCCAGGUCGUGGUGAUACAACCCUGUCAGUUAGUUGCUCUGACAAGAUAGCUCGUUGGAAUGUAGUUGGUGUUCAAGGAGCAUUACUUUCCUACUUUCUUCAACCUGUAUAUCUUUCUUCAAUCACUGUUGGUCUUCCCCUUAACAGUCCUGAGAAUUUUCAUUUAGAGGAUAACUUGAAAAGAGCUUUAUAUGAACGUAUCCUGCCCAUAUCGAAUGAACUGACAUCCCCGUUUAUAGUGAACCAACCAAUAUUUCACGCUGCACCAGUACCACCAAAGGACUUUCAGCAAUCUGAGAGUGCUGCCAACACUUUAACAUGCGGGUACAUACAGCAAAUGUUGGAAAUUGUAAAAUAUUCUAUAUGUUGGAAUGAAUGUGGCUUGCAUGAAGUCAUCCUGGGAACCACCGGAAGAAAGCAAGGCACCUCCGCAAAAGGGGCACUCUAUCCAUCCACACAGUCAUCUUUAUGCAAGUGA
Molecule: messenger RNA, 618 nt
Organism: Sphenostylis stenocarpa
Lineage: Eukaryota; Viridiplantae; Streptophyta; Magnoliopsida; Fabales; Fabaceae
Source: the annotation of a GenBank genome assembly